Molecule: messenger RNA, 363 nt
Organism: Talaromyces proteolyticus
Lineage: Eukaryota; Fungi; Ascomycota; Eurotiomycetes; Eurotiales; Trichocomaceae
Product: putative CipC-like antibiotic response protein
Exons: 3
Coding region: 1-363 (120 amino acids)
Source: RefSeq, a predicted model, not a curated record
AUGGGUUUCUUCGGUUGGGAAAAUUCCCAGAGGGAUCACGAGAGGGUAUACGGUGACCAACCACACGAAGGCAAGCUCUCUCACGAGUUGAUUGCCGGUGCCGCCAGCUUCGAAGCAUUCAAGGCCUUUGAAGACCACCGCCGCUCCGAGGGAAAGCCAGUGUCUCACGCUUUUGCCAAGGAAGCUCUCGUUGGCCUCGUCGGUGCCGAAAUUGACAAGCUCGCUGAAACCAAAGGGCUUGACGCAUAUGAUCGCCACGAGGCCAAGAGACACGCCCAAGAGAAUGUUGAAGGCAUGUACCAACAGCACUACGGUGGCCAGGAGCAGUACGACCCUAACUACGGCCGUCCUCGAUACUGGUAG